This is a messenger RNA of Equus quagga, 4766 nucleotides long. It is a transcript of the gene BCL10, whose product is annotated as BCL10 immune signaling adaptor. Gene Ontology annotation, molecular function: kinase activator activity; transcription coactivator activity; NF-kappaB binding. The record is from RefSeq and is a predicted model, not a curated record. Bases 16 to 1140 code for a protein of 374 amino acids. The transcript has 3 exons. NCBI's taxonomy places the organism in Eukaryota, Metazoa, Chordata, Mammalia, Perissodactyla, Equidae. Gene Ontology annotation, cellular component: CBM complex; cytosol. Gene Ontology annotation, biological process: canonical NF-kappaB signal transduction; apoptotic process; adaptive immune response.
CCAACCGGAGGCCACAUGCAAACGACCUGGAGGCUGUGGGCGAAGCCACUAUUGAAAGAUUCCGGCCACAGGGCGGGGACAGGAUUGGCUCUCGGGCUGGCCCCGAUUGGCUGCCGCAGAGACGGGGCGGGCUCUGCGGAUGACCCCGCCCCACCAAGGGGCGGUGCCUGCGCCUGGGCCUCUAGGAGAAGGAGGCAGUGGGGCUCCGAGCUCCGCGUCGGGACGCGUAGGUCUGCGGCGCCGUCGGCCCCGGAGGCAGAGCCGGAAGCGCCACGGUUUGACCCCGGAGCCCUUCUGUUUUUGAAGGGGCAGCCCUCUUCCUCACGGCCCUGCCCACCUGCCCUUCUCCCCGCUCAUCCGGAGGCCGAAGCCCCCAGCCUAGGCGGGGCGGCGCAGCCCGAGCUCCCAGACCCGGAAGAAGCGCCAUCUCCCGCCUCCGCCAUGGAGCCCACCGCGCCGUCCCUCACCGAGGAGGACCUGACUGAAGUGAAGAAGGACGCUUUAGAAAAUUUGCGUGUCUACUUGUGUGAAAAAAUCAUAGCUGAGAGACAUUUUGAUCAUCUCCGUGCAAAAAAAAUACUCAGUAGAGAAGACACUGAAGAAAUUUCUUGCCGAACAUCAAGUAGAAAAAGGGCUGGAAAACUGUUAGACUACUUACAAGAAAACCCCAAAGGACUAGAUACCCUCGUUGAAUCUAUUCGGCGAGAAAAAACACAGAACUUCCUGAUACAGAAGAUUACAGAUGAAGUGCUGAAACUUAGAAAUAUAAAACUGGAACAUCUGAAAGGACUGAAAUGUAGCAGCUGUGAGCCUUUUCCACAUGGAGCCACAAACAACCUCUCUAGAUCAAAUUCAGAUGAGAGUAAUUUCUCUGAAAAACUGAGAGCAUCCACUGUCAUAUACCAUCCAGAAGGAGAGUCCAGCACAGCCCCCUUUUUCUCUACUGAUUCUUCUCUGAAUUUGCCUGUUCUAGAAGUAGGCAGAACUGAAAAUCCCACCUUCUCUUCCACUACGCUCCCUAGACCUGGGGACCCUGGGGCUCCUCCUUUGCCACCGGAGCUGCAGUUAGAAGAAGGAACCUGUGGAAACUCGAGUGAGAUGUUUCUUCCCUUAAGAUCACGUGCUCUUUCACGGCAAUGACAGCUUACUGCCUUUUCAUUUUUUUAAUAAUGACAGAAGAUAUUUGAAAGGAUAUGAAUCUUUUUAUAAAAUUGCUAUAAUGACUUAUUAACAUUUGAUAUAUGUCUUUUAAAAUGCAAUGUAAACAUACCUUGUAAAUAGAAUUUUUUAGAAUAAAGCAUACUUUUAGAUAGCUAGUCAUGUUGAUCAUGUACUUUUUGGUAUUUUCUUUCACUUUUCAGGUUUUUAGUGUUUUCACAUUUUUUAAGACUAAUUUUAAUAGGGAACAUUUCUCUAUUUGAGAACAGGGUCUGAGACUGGGAAUAGUGUUUCUUCCCAGUGCGUUUGUGCUAGUAAUUGUCAAUCUAUUAGUCCUUCCCAACCAUUCAGCAGUAAGUUUUCAGGAGUAAGCUAUUCCCAUUCGGUGACAAAGCCAGUCGCUCCCGGGAAACUGCCAGCGUACUGAAAAGAAUCUUUCCCCGCUCAGUCAGGCUCACAGGCACUUCCAGAGUCCCCUUCUGAUGCGGAGAAACAUCCAGUAGAAUUUGAGCCACUGAAGAUCUCAGUUUGCCAAGAGACAUUUCUUAUUAACCUUACUAAUUAAUACCACUUUCUUAAGAUUUUCACAUUCUUUGCUUUAUCAUUUUCAUUCCUAAAGAAAAAUCUUGGCAAAAACCUUAGUUAUUACGUAGAAUUUGAUGUUUCAAAAAAAUACUCUUUCUGUACUUUUCGUUCUCUUUUAAUGAGGACUACUGUAUAGUUGAAAUAACUAGAAGAAAAUGGGUUUUUUGGUGUGUAUGUGAUGAUUCUAUUUUUAAAACUAUUUGGAACAAGCAGGCCAUUAGCCAGAUUUGUCUUUUUGUUAUAUAACAAAGUUUCACUAACUUUAUGCAUUUAUAAAUGUUAUGCUUUUGUUAUUUUCAUUUAAAUUAUAAUUCUACCUAUUUCCUAAUAAUCCAUCUCAUAUAUAUUUCCAUUACUUGCAAAAAGCAGAGAUGGAAUAUUAACAAUAAAAGUUUUUAAAUUAUACUGUUAAGUUUUGGAAGUUUCAGAUUUUUCAAUAGGAAAUAAAUAUCUAAAACACAUUUUUAAUAGAAAAUAUUAUUUCAGGUUGUGAGAUCUAGUUGUAUUUCUGAAUAGACUGAUAAAUUUAUCAAUCCUAAAGAUAACUGGCAUAUCAGCUUUAAAAAUUUUUAAAGACUGGGUGAUUUUUGCAGUAUAAACAUUUUAUAAGAGUUAUAGAGAAACAUGUUUCACCUCCAGCAUAGCAUAAGAAAAUAAGGGCAUUACAUUUAAAGAAAUCCCUUUUAAAACAGAAGCAGGCUUUUCAUUUCAUUAAUUAAGAUGAAAUUUGAUAUGUGGUUAGUUUUUUUUUACUUAAAUAGGAUGUACUCACAAUCGAAGAUCAUAAUUUAGAGAUGCUGUAGCACCUAUAUUUAUAGUUUAUAAAACUGACUUUUCUUUCAAACUGUUGGCUAACUAGACAAUAAAAUUACAGUUUUAACAGACGUAGGCUUUUGGGUUUUCUGAAUCCUAUAAAGUCAAUUUUUUCCUUUAAACACUGAAAACCAGCCAUUGCUAAAAAUGUAUCAAUUAGUAAUGAUAGACUAACAUGAUACAGGAGAAUUGGUUACUAAGUUGAUUAAUGCAGCAGUGAAAAAGUUACUCUUCACAGAUACUGUAUUAUCAGUUAGUAAAAACAAACACCUUUGAGCUCACUUCUUUUAUUAUCUUUUAAAACAAUAGGCUUUAUUUUUUCGAGCAGUUUUAGGUUUACAGAAAAAUUUGAGCAGAAGGUACAGAGUUCUCAUAUGCCCCCUCUUGCCCUGUUUUCCAUAUUAAUAUCUCACAUUAGAGUGGUAUGUUUGUUGGCAUUGAUGAACCAGUCUUGAUACAUUAUUAACUGAAGUUAAUAGUUUACAUUUGGGUUUACUCUUUGUGUUGUACAGUUCUAUAAGUUUUGAGAAAUGCAUAAUGUCGUGUAUCUACCAUUAUAAUAUCAUGCAGAGUAGUUUCACUGCCCUGAAAGUCCCCUGUGUUCCAUUUAUUUAUCCCUCCCUCUUUCCUCCCACUUCCAAUCCUGGCAACCACUGAUCUUUUUAUUGUCUCUGAAGUAUUAUCUUUUCCAGAAUGUCAUAUAGUUGGAUCACACAGUAUGUAGCCUUUUCAGACUGGCUUCUUUCACUUAGCCAUAUGCGGUUAGGGUUCCUCCACGUCUUUUCGUGGUGAGCUCUCUUUUUCGUGAGGUGCUUAUUCAUCUUUGGUUAGCAUGUUGUUCUUAGUGCAAAGUCAAACACUGACAAAUUAGGGGCAGGCCAGGAUAAUGGCAGGUUUUUUAGGGUUUUUUUUUUUCUUUCAGUUUUUUUGUUUUGAAUCUUUUUGGGAGUUUUUUGGUUUGUUUAUUUUGAUAAACAGUUCCUUAAUUCCAAUUUAUCAAUCUUUUGUUUUUGUGAUUAGUGAUUUUUGUCUCCUGUUUAGGAAAUUUUUGCCUAUCCCAAUAUGAUGAUAUUCUCCUAUGUUUUCUUCUGGAAAUGUAGUUGCGUUAGUUUCACAAUUAGCUCUGUGAUCCCCUGCAAAGAAAUUUUUGUGUAUGGUAUGAGGUGGAAGUCAAGUCUCAUAGCUGUCUUUUGCCUAAGCAAUGUAAAUGGAGCGGGAAGUUUCAGUGUCUGGCCUUAUCUUGUAUCACUGGAUAAAGAUGUACAAAUGUUGACUUUAGGGGGGAAAAGCAAGCCAAGAAGCAAAUCAAUGGUUAGUUGUUAAAUGUAAUCUUACGAGGGCUUUCUGAAGGGAGAGCUGAAUUUAAGCACAGAUAGUACAUGGAUAACUUGAGUGCUGCUCCUGAAAUCCUCACUCUGAAUUUGCCAUGCUAUUUAAUUUAAUUAGCGGACAAUUGUCCUAUAUUGCAGUGGUUCACAAACUUUGCUGCCCAUUUUAGAAUCACUUGGAGAGCUUUUAAAGAUUGCGAUGACCAGACUACACCCCAUUCCAAUUAAAUCAGAAUGUUUUGGGUGUGGAAGCUAGGCACCGGAAGUUUGAUUCCAACAUGCAACAAUGUUUGGAAACCACAGACUUACUGGAUGCCAAAUACCGUGCUUUGCUGCCCAUUUUAGAAUCACUUGGAGAGCUUUUAAAGAUUGCAAAGACCAGACUACACCCCAUUCCAAUUAAAUCAGAAUGUUUGGGUGUGGAAGGUAGGCACCGGAAGUUUGUUAAGAUUUCCUGGUGAUUCCAACAUGCAACAAUGUUUGGAAACCACAGACUUACUGAAUGCCAAAUACCAUGCUUGGUGUUUCCACAUGUGUGAUCUUGUUUUUAAUCCUAAUAACCCUGCAAGGGAGGUUUUAUUGUCACCUUUUUGUACACAUGAGAAACAAACUCAGAAUAAAGUAAAAGACUCAAAAAUCACACAGCUCUUUAGGAUUAAAAUCCAGGACUGAUUGACUCCAAGAUCAAUGUUCUUUCCACAAGUCCUUGCUCUCUUAUUAGCGUUUAUUAAAUGACAGAAAGAGCAGAGAUUAUCUAUUUUUUCACUCAUUCAUUCAAUAAUUAUUGAGUACCUAUUGUAGGUGCUGGAGAUACAGUGAUAAACAAAACAGACAAAGUCUGUGUUCUCAGAGAACUCACAUUCUAGUUGGUGGAGACAGUUA